Messenger RNA from Mya arenaria, 4960 nucleotides. RefSeq lists its product as uncharacterized. The record is from RefSeq and is a predicted model, not a curated record. NCBI's taxonomy places the organism in Eukaryota, Metazoa, Mollusca, Bivalvia, Myida, Myidae. Bases 322 to 3999 code for a protein of 1225 amino acids. The transcript has 5 exons.
GGCCGACAAAGACGCUUAUAGAGCACUUAUGCUUACUAAAAUGUUUUCUGUUUAAUUAUUCAUAAAUGGAUUUAACUUAAAAGAGUAACUGCUAAAGAAGCUACACCUUAGACAUCAUAUAUGGAUUUAAGGACUUCAGAGAGUAACUUAAAAGUUAGAUAUCAAUGUGUGCAAAAUGUAGAGAGCUGUCAUUUGGAAAUCAACAGCUUAAACGACAAGAGUGAGUUUAUCUAAAUGGCAAUGUCCGAAGAAAACAUUGGAUGUUAAAGAUUAUGCACGGCAUUUUGAAUUUUCAUCGUUUGAAAACAUACUAAAAUAAAAAUGGCAACUUGUGCAGAAAUAAUUGAAGACGAAGAAACACAAAACUGCAUUAAAUGUCUUUAUGGAAUGAAAAUUACACGAAAUGGAUUGAUUCGGUUCACAAAUGAUGUGAUGACUGCAUUUAGAGAUCAAGCUGUGGAUGACGCCAAUGAAAAUAACUCGGCAAAACAUCAGUCUUGUUCGAGUUGCACGACGAAAAGUGUUGUACCGUGCCCUACACGUGGAAUAUGUUCAUUUCUUCGUGGUACACGUGCUUGUAAAUUCCAUGACUCUCUACCGCAGCCAUGUCCAAACAAGCUAUGCAACCACAUGCUUUUGUUCAUAAUGAGAAAUCAUAAAUAUGGCGCCCCUUCUUUGAAGAACACAGAUGCAAGUGCUUGGUUUACCAACGCAUGGGAGAUUGCAAAAUGCUUCUGUCCUCCGGAUGGUUACAUCAAUGCAAAAUCUGCCAAAGAAACAGACCUGAAUGGGCUGCUGAGCAUUUUCGAAAAUUGUGUAUUAUUUGAAGACAAAUUCAACGACGUAAAAUGCAUUGGAGAGAUUCGUGAAUAUUGUCGGAAUUUGCGCCACUCUCCCAACAUGCAAAUACCAAACACAGAAGUACCACGCAUUUUUCAAGUUCUCAGAAAUUUGCUAUCAGACCAAAAGGACAUUGGGACACGCCAAGAAGCUAAACAGGCCUUGGAACAACUAAACGAGCUCGAAUCAAACAAUAUCACAAUCAGUAUGGAAGAAACCAAAAUUAUUUUGGCCACAGAACGACAAGCUGCAGAAGAAUGCCAGCACAAGCAAUGCCAGGAUACUCAAGGAGAGCUCAUAAAUCAAAUAGCCUCCCGUUUAGAUCAAAUAACAAUGUUACUGGAACUGAUUGAACAAAGAUCUCGUCGACAGAGUACUAGAGAGACAGCUACCAACGAUGGAGAAACAACAGACACCGUGAAAAUGAAAUACGACGAAAAGGUUAAAGGAUUUGCUGAAGAUUUGUGCAUAUUGUACAAUAAAUACUACAGUACCCUACCACUUGGUCCGUUGUUUGAAGAAAAGGUGACACCAGUUGAAGACAUGUUUGUGAUUCCAACUCUGACACAUUUGAAAACAGAAACAACGAGUGAAAAGAAAAGGGAAGACAUGUUUCGUAGCGGCUGCAAUACUUUUCAAGAACCAAUUACAUCUAUAGAUGAAAUUUUCAUGAGAAAAAACAAACGAGCGACAACAAUAUACCUUGAGGGCAAGACAGGCUUUGGAAAAACGUCUUACUGUACAUUUCUGACUACACUAUGGUGUAGGAAGAACUCAAAAGUGAACGAAAGACGACAAGGCGCAUUGUUUACUGAAAAUAGUGCAUACAUCGACAAAUCGAAAAUACUGGAGGAGUUUAAACUCCUUUUUCUCGUGCCCCUUCGUUCAGUGGAAGCAGGCAUCGUUGACGUAGAUGAUAUGAUUUACAAACAUAUCAUACCAAAUUUAGCACACAAGGACACAUACGACAUGGCCUUCUUAAGAGAAGUUUUAAAUGAAGAAAGAUGUCUUAUCGUUCUCGAUGGGCUUGACGAAUGGUUACAUCCUUCAAGACAUACUUCAUGCAUGCAAAAACACUGCUGCCUUCCCCAUUGCAGUUUUCGCAAUUGCGUUCUGCUGAUUUCAUCGAAACCAGGGAAAAUAGCGGAUAGUUGUGUAGCAUUCACUGAAUUUGAAAAUCGUCUUGCUUUGCAGAAGCUUGAUGAAAGAGCACGAAGGAUUCUUGUCGAAAACAUUUCUAAAAGACUGAAAAAAGAUACAUGUGGCAUAAACGUAGUGAAAUUUUUAGCGGAAGUUGAAAAAGAUGGAAUUCAGGACUUCCUUUCCAACCCGCUAACAAUAGUUCAGAUCAUGUGCCUUUGGCACGACGACAAAUCGUUUGUGGACUCAAGGUGCAAGGUAUAUUGUCAAAUACUCAAUAUGCUUCUCAUCAGGGCUGAACAAAAGUCGGCACCACUUCACAUUAGUCAGAGUAGUGAUGAAAAAGAGAAUGUAGAACUCCCGCCAUGUUUCACUGAUGAUGCAGAGUGUUGUCAUAAAUACAAAACGCUUCUCUUAAAACUAGGAGAACUUGCGUUCAAAAGCCUGAAAUCAGACAACGCACAUAUGCUCGAUGCAAGAACGGUUACAAAAACAUUGUCCAGUGAAGAAGAAAAGUUUACACUUUGCACCGGUAUCUUAUCAAAACACGAGCAAAGCGAGAAAUUUGCACGAAAAGUGUGUUACUACAAUUUCCUACAUUCAACGUAUCAAGAAAUGUUGUGUUGUUUGUACUUGGUAUGCGCACAGAGAAGUGAUGAUCUUACGAAGGAGCUCCUAAAUAAAUUGGAAGGCAAAAUGCAAAAAGACAUUUUGUCAGAAUUUUUCGUAUUCUCCUGUGGCAUGAGUGCUAAAAUAGCAAACUCAGCGCAUGAAAAAAUUCUAAAAAUGAAACACGACCAGAUGAAGACUUGUGACAGAAUCAAGUACUUAGAUGUGCGCAAUUUCAGAGAUUUAACAUUGAAGGGAUACCAAGAAUCAAAGAACGAUGGAGUUGAGAUAAACAUUUCUCUGCGGCAAUGUGUUUUUGAUAAGCACAUGGACUCUCAGUCAAAUCCGGAACUAUGGAAUAAAAUGGAAGGAAUAUAUUCAUUGGCCUGUAUAUGGCAUAAGCAGUUUUCCAUUAAGGUUGACGAAAUGAAUAAAGCUAUUCAAGAGUCUCGCGAUUCAUUGCUGUAUGUGUUUAUUAAUGGAGAGCACGGAAAGGAUAUACGGUGUACAUCGGCAAAUUUGAAUGCAUGCUACAUUCUGCACACAUUGGAAUUGCGAUCUAUAGAAUUGACAGAUAUUUUGGAUCUUUCGAACUGCCAAACACUCUCAUCACUGACGAUUGCAAAAGUGAAACUAUCACAAAUUCACUUAAAUCCAUCGAAACUACAUUACUGCUUCUUGCGUCCUAUAGAUGACAAAGAUAAUUCGUUUAAGCUAUCAUUUGCAGAGAAUAAAACAUUUUCAGCAAAUCUGAAAGAACUGACCCUGAUGAAAGUCAAUGUGAUUGGAGAGCUAGAUAUAAGCAAGUGUCAACACUUAGACGGCAUUUGUUUAUGGAAUGUAAGCAUGGACAGUUUGAAAAUAAGUGAACAUCCCAUAAAAACGUGUUUUCUCGGUGACCACAUCGGAAACGAUGAUAAAAGUUACUGGCCAGAUGUUCUCAGCAUUCUUGAAAAUUCUACGACUAUAGUUGAAUUAUAUGUCAGUGGGUCAGAGUACAAAUCGACAGAAUUGUUAAGAACAAUUCAAACAAUGAGCAAUUUGAGAGAUUUGCAGUUAAUGCAUAUAGAUUGCUCUGAGUCAGAACUGAAUUUUCCGAAAAGACUUGAGAGAUUUUCACUCGAUGAAGUAAAGCUAUCAUUUGAUGCUUUCAAAGUACUAGUAUCAACGGUGAAAUCAUUUCAACAGAGCAUAGAAUGCCAAUUUGAGGGAUGUGAAAUAACCAACACUGACUCUAAUGCAAUUGAAAUAUUCAUCACUGAGACAUGCAAGCCUCCGUCUUACGAAAUCGAUCACAAAGUGUUUCGGUCAAGAAAUGAGAGUUUUCCGAUACCAAUAAAUAUCCGUUCACCAGGGCCUAAAGUCGACCCUAACAUUAAAAAUCUUGGUUUCCAUACUUGCGUGGAAUAGACAGUCCCUGGUGUUUGGACAUCAGCCAAAGUACAUUGGCAUCGUUUAACUUGCUAUUAAACAUUGUUCAGCAUGUCAACAAGAGUUACUUUUAAAAACGAAUUGCGUGAAUUUGAUAGAGGAUAGAGCUAGUGCUAUAUCGCAGUCUUUUUCAAUGAAAUGUUGAUGCUUGUUUGUUAUGUCCGUAACAUUUAUAAGUUGUGUGUCUCUUGUUUUAGCGUUUCAUGCAUAUGGAUUGUGCCUUUACACAGGGUAUGUAAGUGUGUUUUGCUAAAAGGCUUGUCCCUGUAGCUUCCAUUGUAUAAUAAAUUAACACACAAAAGAAUCCGCGCUUGUUUAUUUAUGUGUUAAACAAAUAUUUAAAGCUCAGCAAAUCGGUUAUACAAUAUAGAUAUCACCCUGAAUAGGCAACCACAAUACCUUUCUUGAUAUUAUCAGUCAAAUAGUUUUAUUAGAAUAAACAGCUUUGUUGUAGAUAUAUAUUAAAGAAAGACUAUCGUUUUAAUUGAUAUUAUUUCUUUCAUUAAGUUGAUAUGUGAAGGCAAUUGUAUUUGUAUAACUUACGCAAAGAAAUAAUGCAUUUCAUGUGCAAGCAUAUCUGAAUAAUUUGAUCGUUAAGGUAUCCAGCCUAUAUUAUUCAAGUUAACAACGUUGUUACCGUGAUCGUUGUUAACUUUCAAAUUUUCACUGCUCUGGAAGUUCCAUGAACAAAAGUAUUGAGAAAGAAACAGAAAAGCGCUGACUACUGCAGAUGUUGACCGAUGUGAAAGUUCACACUACUCUCGAUAUGUCAUUCGUCCAACCAAUAAGCUUCAUUUCAGUGAAAUAUCGUUUUAUUAAUUAUUUAUGAAAUAAUGAUUAUUAUUCAAAAAUGCUCGAUGACAAAUGUAGUGUGCUUAUACCAAUUAGUUUUGUUCAAUAAUACUCCUUUAGAGAUAAACUUCAAUAAAGAUAACCAGUU